AUGGAAUCUUCGCUCAACUCUCAGAGCAACCAUCACCAAAUGGAUCCCUCAUCAAACCCCCAAAGCAAAAAGCCUUCAAUGGACACCCCAGACCUAGAGUCAAAACGACAAUCCUCCUCGAGCCCUCAAACCUACACUCAGACUGACUUCGAACGCCUCGGCCGCGAACGCCCUGCUUCAUUUAGCUCCCUUCCCCAUGAGAUAGGUUUCUGCUUCGCUCUCCUCGGCUCCAUGUUCGUCGCCGAAUACAUGAUCUCAGGCUUCAGCAUCCUUCUUCCCCCCCUCGCCUCCGCCUUGUCCAUCCCAUCCAACGCAAAAACAUGGCCAUCAUCCGUAUUCUCCCUUAUAACCGGCGCCUUCCUGCUUCCAUUUGGCCGUCUCGCCGAUAUGUACGGCGGGUACAUCGUUUUCAACGUGGGUCUGGCAUGGUUUAUAAUCUGGUCCGUCAUUGCGGGUUUCUCGCAGAAUUACCAGAUGUUGAUUGCGUGUCGGGCGCUUCAAGGAUUCGGGCCUGCGGCAUUCUUGCCGUCAGGAAUCAUGCUGUUGGGCAGUAUCUACCGGCCUGGACCGAGGAAGAACUUGGUGUUUAGCUUGUAUGGUGCUUUCGCGCCAGUGGGCUUUUUCGCGGGCAUUUUCCUCGCAGGUGUAGCGGCACAGUUCAUCACGUGGCGUUGGUGGUUUUGGAUCGGAUCCAUUAUGCUCGCCAUCGUGGCUUUGACGUCUUACUUCUGUAUUCCGAAGCUAGGGGGACAGACACCGGAGGACUGGGACGCGAAGAAAAAUAUUACCAUGGAUUGGUGGGGCACUGCGACUGUUGUGCCGGGUUUGGUCCUCAUCAUCUUCGCCCUCACUGAUGGAAGCCAUGCGCCAGACGGGUGGGCAACACCAUACAUACCCGUCACCCUUGUCCUCGGCAUCGCCUUUCUCGCGGUGUUUAUCUACAUCGAAGGCUGGGUAGCUGAACAGCCCUUCCUCCCCAGCUCCAUGUUCCGCGUCAAGGGUAUGAAAACAUUAACCGUCGCCCUCUUCCUCUUCUACGGCACAUUUGGAAUUUUCAUCUUCUACGCCAGUUUCUACAUCGAAGAUGUCGUUGGCGCAACCCCGCUACUCACCGCCACCUGGUUCACACCCAUGUGUGUUGGCGGCUUAAUCCUAUCUACUGUCGGUGGACUAAUCCUACAUCUACUACCCGGCCGCGCGCUCUUACUCCUCAGUGGUGCCGCCUUUACCCUCACCCCCCUCCUCUUCGCCAUCUUACCCAACAAAUUCAACUAUUGGGCGUACAUCUUCCCCUCCAUGAUAUGCUCCACCCUAGGUAUCGACAUCACCUACAACGUCAGCAACAUCUUCAUCACCACGUCCUUGCCAAAAGCCCAACAAGGUCUCGCAGGUUCUUUCAUGAACUCUCUGCUUUUCCUCGGCAUAGCCGUGUUUCUGUCGUUGGCGGAUUUGGUUGUUAAGGAGACUGAGCACAGUGGAAAGAAGAAGAGCUACCAGUAUGCGUUUUGGAUGGCUACAGCGCUGGCUGGAGCGGGACUGAUAAUCAUGUUUUUGGGAGUUAAGAUUGGGAAAGCAAAGAGCGAGUUGACGCUUGAAGAGAAGGAGGAUCUGGAGAAGGAGUUGAUCAGGCACGGGUCAGAUUAG
This is a messenger RNA of Pyrenophora tritici-repentis Pt-1C-BFP, 1644 nucleotides long. RefSeq names its product ProP, Permease major facilitator superfamily. The record is from RefSeq and is a predicted model, not a curated record. Gene Ontology annotation, biological process: transmembrane transport. Gene Ontology annotation, cellular component: membrane. NCBI's taxonomy places the organism in Eukaryota, Fungi, Ascomycota, Dothideomycetes, Pleosporales, Pleosporaceae. Gene Ontology annotation, molecular function: transmembrane transporter activity.